Messenger RNA from Parnassius apollo (apollo), 300 nucleotides. NCBI's taxonomy places the organism in Eukaryota, Metazoa, Arthropoda, Insecta, Lepidoptera, Papilionidae. The record is from the annotation of a GenBank genome assembly.
AUGUCAGAGUGCAGUAUUAACGAAAUCAAAGACAAAGAACAAGAAUUAGUCAAUAACAUAGAAAAAACAGAUAGCUCAAAUCAUCUGCCUAACACAUCAUGUCACAUUCAUCUAGAGAAAGAAGAUAUUCACAAAGAACACACGGAAGUAAUUGCAACAGACACAAAUACUAAUACAUCUCUUAAUACUCCAAAAACUCAACUAGGAAACACUUUGCCAUAUUAUAUAAGAGAAAAAAAUGACAAUUACAAAUUAGUUACAUUUAAGAUGCGAAGGAAAAUAAUUGUUAUUGCUGACUAA